Coprinopsis cinerea okayama7#130 is the source of this 756-nucleotide messenger RNA. Its product is annotated as deoxyribose-phosphate aldolase. Gene Ontology annotation, cellular component: cytoplasm. Bases 1 to 756 code for a protein of 251 amino acids. Lineage: Eukaryota; Fungi; Basidiomycota; Agaricomycetes; Agaricales; Psathyrellaceae. The transcript is spliced from 4 exons. Gene Ontology annotation, molecular function: deoxyribose-phosphate aldolase activity. Gene Ontology annotation, biological process: carbohydrate catabolic process; deoxyribonucleotide catabolic process. The record is from RefSeq and is a predicted model, not a curated record.
AUGGGCCAAAAAGACGCAUCCACCUGGUCAAAUGAAACAUGGAACUCAUUCAUUAAAACCAAAAUUGAAGAGAUUGCCUCGAUUUCUCUGAACGAUGAUAUUGAUUCCCAUCUGGCGCCACUGUCGACGAUAUCCAACCCAGAAGAUCCCCGGUUCCCUUUAACAAUCGACCAUACCCUGCUCAAGCCCGAGUCAACCCCUGAACAGAUUGAUAAACUUUGCGACGAGGCCAUUCAGUUUGGAUUCAAGCAAGUAGCGGAGCGUCUAAAGGGAUCGUCAAGUAUCGCUUGCUCUGUGAUUGGGUUUCCUCUGGGUGCUGGGUCUGCUCUUGCCAAAGCCGAAGAGGCACGACAGGCGAUAGCGGACGGAGCGAAAGAAAUCGAUACUGUGAUACCACUGGGUCUCCUCCUCGCUUCUCCUCCACGAUACGCAGAACUGUACCAACACCUCCGCACGAUUAUCGAGGCUUGCCACUCUGUACCGGUCAAGGUCAUCAUCGAAACUUCGUUACUUCCGACCAGAGAAGCGAAGAUUGCGGCUUCGGUUAUCUCAGCGGAAGCCGGUGCUGCCUUCGUCAAAACCUCGACUGGGUUCAGCGGUGGAGGCGCGACGGUGGAAGAUGUCAAACUAAUGCGAUUGGCGACGCGUCAUAAGGCGGGAGUCAAGAUCAAGGCUUCUGGUGGUGUUCGGACAUUGGAAGCGUGCAUUGCCAUGUUCAAGGCUGGAGCAGAGCGAAUUGGAACUAUUCAAAUGUAA